Messenger RNA from Onthophagus taurus, 2459 nucleotides. Its product is annotated as coiled-coil domain-containing protein 170. The record is from RefSeq and is a predicted model, not a curated record. Lineage: Eukaryota; Metazoa; Arthropoda; Insecta; Coleoptera; Scarabaeidae.
UCCUUUUAACAAUUUAAAAGUGAAUCUUAUUGUUUUAAGUCACUUGUAGCAAUUAUGUUUCAAAUUAAUUACCAUUUCAUCGAUUUAAUAAUCUUCGGGUUUAUGGUUUCGUGAUCACGUGACAAAUCACGAAAUCUUAGAAGCCUCAUCGAUUCUCGUUUUUAUUACAUUUCAGAUGGAACAAGAAGAAGUCGAUGUCACCACAGCGCUUAGAAGCGACCUGGCUGCUUUACAAUUUAAAAAAGACCGUUUAACUGAAGAACUUUCCGAGAUGAAGUGUCAAUAUCGAACUAGAGAACAAAGAUGUAUGGAAAUGCAACUUGAAUGUGACCAAUUAAGAGAACAAGCAGCGAGACAAAACGCUGUUAUUCAAUCGUUAAAGAAAAGACUGGUCGAUUUAGAAGAACGUGAAAGGAAUCUUUAUGCGACACAAGGUCGAAAUGAAAUAGCGUUACAAACAUUACAAAGGGACAAUAAGUAUCAAGAGGAUCGUGUAAAAGAAUUAGAAAAAAAAAUUCGAAACUUGGAAUUGGAUUUAAGUUCGGAAGAACAAAAAAAGGAAAGUGCUCGAAACGCUUUUCAAGACUUAAUACGAAGAUUAUCAAUCACUUUAGGGGCGGACAAUGUUUGCGAUUCCGCUUUAAUAUCGAUCGAUAGUUUAAUUCACAAAGCUUCCGAAUUAGUUCAAGAAAUCUCUCGAUUACGAAGCAAAUCCCAUUCGUGUACCGAAACGUUAACAAACGUCGAAAUUGAACUUCGACAAUGUAAAGAACACUUAGAAAGAGUUCUCGACGAAAAGGAGUGUAUUCAACGACAAAACGCAUCCCAAAUGAUUGAAAUCGAUCGAUUACGACAAGAAAAAGAAACAGGUGAAAUGCAUCAAAGAGUUGCAGAUAGAGAAAUUAUUGAACUCAAAGACAAACUCGUCGCUUCAACGAGAAGUUUAGGAUCUGCAGGUUCAAAUAUUGCCCAACAAGAAGCGAAUAUUUGCCAAUUAAAAGAUGAUUUAAAAAUACGCGAAGAAAAAUUACAACGAAUUCAACACGAACAUCGACAAGGUUUGGAAUCGUUUGCUGCUUUAUUAUCAACACCUGGUUGUUUUAUUGAAUGUUGCGAAACUGCUAUAAGAGAUAGAAUAAGGGAUUUAGUAACGGAAAAUAAAGAUAAAUGUGCUCAAUUAGAAGCAUUAAGAGAAAAGCUUUCACAUGAUUCAUCUCAAUUAGGACGACAAGUAUCAAUGUAUGAACAACUAAAUUCACGUGUUAGAACAUUAGAAGAAGAGAAAUGUCAUUUAGAAGCUAGAUUACACAAGGCAGAUACGGAAAUUAAUUCCUGCGAGGUCUCGAGGGAAGGUUUAAAACGAGAUAAAACGACCUUUAUGAAUUUCUUGGAGAGGCUUGCAAGGGCAUUGAACAUGGAGGAAAUAUCACAUGACGUCGGUGUGGAACUUCACACGGAAUCAUUACUUUUACGAGCAGAACAGUUAGCACGGCUUGAAAGUGAUAAACUCGUUGAUAAGCUGCUAUGUUGUGGAUACGGAACAUUACCACGUUUACGACGCGAACGUUCGUUUCACGAUCUUCCUUCACGCGAAACCGCCACCGUUUAUCAGUUACAAAGAAGAUUGCGCACGUUAAGGGAACAAGUACAAAGAAAAGAUUUACAUUUAGAUUUAUUAAGGAGGAAAUUAUCUCUACAAGAGGAUAAUGCAAAAGCGAAAUGUUUAUUGCAAAGUGAAAGAGACGAGGCUUCGAUAAGAAUUCGAAAGUUAAUGAAGCAAUUGGAAAAGGUUCAGAUUCAAUUCGCUGAUUCAAAGAGUCAAAUUAGGGAACUUAACGCUCAAUUAGCUGAAGCUGCUGAUUUUAAAAUAACAGCAUUGGAGCGAGCGCGGAAAAUCGAGGAGUUACAAAAGCGCCUGAUAGAGUCUGAAGCGCUUCGUACAAAAUACAAUAGGAAAGUGAGUAUGUUGAAAGACCAGGUUAGAAACACCGGAGACACCAUAGAACAAGAACGGAGCAUGAAUGAACACUCCAUUCAAUUAUUAAGGGACGAUUUGGCCAGAAUGAAGGAAUCUUUAUCGGAACUAAACAGAAGGGAAUCUCAAUUGUUGGGAUUUAGAAGUUCAGUAGCGAAAAUUUUGGGGUGCAUCCUUCCAAUGCCUGAUUACGAGUUAAUUUCGCGUUUACAAAAAUUAGUUGACGCUCAUCAUGAUUUUACUAUUGUAUCGAGAAGGUACGAUGAUCCCGUUCUUAGAAUGACUUCAAGAAGCCCAACUGGAGGUAGUCGAUGCACAACGAGAUGUACUCCCGAUCGAUCUAGAUAUGAUGAUUCCGGAUACACAGAUGCCGCGGAUAUUGACGAUAUAGAUGAUGAUUUAUUUAAACGAAGAGGAAAUUUAUGACACACGCACUUUAAAGUUUAACCACUUAAUUAUUAAUUAGAUGAUGUAGAACCAAAAG